Panthera uncia (snow leopard) is the source of this 4022-nucleotide messenger RNA. RefSeq names its product G protein-coupled receptor associated sorting protein 2 (gene GPRASP2). The record is from RefSeq and is a predicted model, not a curated record. Lineage: Eukaryota; Metazoa; Chordata; Mammalia; Carnivora; Felidae. Bases 1103 to 3679 code for a protein of 858 amino acids. The transcript is spliced from 4 exons.
GGGAGGGGUGGGGGGACCCCCACUGUCGCCCGGCUUACAGCCUGCCCGGACCCCAGCCUCUGGCAGCCUGGCAAGGGGGAGGCGACCCGGUCGUACCCUGUCCGUGACAGAGGUGCGCAGCGCCGCGGGACCCCUGGCGAGGAGAGGCAGUGACCGGUGCGGGCCGGGCCCAGGGCAUGGGGGCUGGCGGGAGAGGCUCCCUCGGAUCCUGUGGAGGCGAACUGCGCCAGCCAUUCCGCAGCCAGCUUUCCAGGCGCCCAUGACCCGCCCUCGACGGUGCUGUGCCGGGAGAGAGCUGUGGGGGGAGCCUGCUGCGGAAGAAAUGGCGGAGCGGGAGCUGGGGUGGGGGGCACCCGGGGAGGCCGCCGGGGCGAGAGCGGGUGGGGGGUGGUGUUCGAGUUAUUUGCCCAACUGGCAGGAGCCUGGGUUCGGUGGCGUCGGCUGUUACGGGCCCUAAUUCUGUAAAGGGGCCUAUUGGCCCCCGGACCCUGGGUGCUGUCCCUUAGCACAGGCUCCUGGUUGAUUCGAAAGUCUUCUCUCUGCGAGGUAGGUCUGGUGGUUUCAUCCCGCAGAGUGCAUCUGUAGAGGAGAGGCUUGAGAAAAAGGAAGAGCAGGACAAUGGCCUGGAUUUCUGGAGGCCUGCUUUAAAGCUGCUCACUUCUGUAAGGAAGGGAAGGAGGAAUAGACUGGCCCAAAUCUCUGGAGGACUGCCUGCUCUCUGAUGUAGAGCUUAAUACCACUGAAACAAAGCAAGGAGGGGGAAAUUGCACCAUAUCCUUGCAGAUCUACCUCCAGUGGCAUCUCUGCUGGUGUUGGAAUUGCUGCUGACCACCACCCUCAACAGGUCUGCACCCACCUGGGAGCAUCCAUCAUCCCCCAGCUUGGUUGUGCCUCUUCUGCGCUUUGUGAUAUUGACUGAGGCUAGGCUUUGGAAGCAGAUCGAUUGACUGCUGGACUGGUGAUUGACUCUAACUUUUGUUUCCAACUAUAUCACGUGAAUCACUGAAAGAUCACAGUGUGAAGAUACAAAACUGUGAGAUCUGUGGUAGAGGCUGAGACUGGGGUAGGGGUACUUAACUGGGCCUCCUCUGUAACGUAUACCAUGACUGGGGCUGAGAUUGAACCUGCUGCCCAGGCAAAGCCUGAAAAGAAGGCUGGAGAAGAGGUUGGAGGUGGGGCUGAAAGAGAGAAUGAAGUCCCAAUGGUGGUCAGACCCAAGGUUAGGACCCAGGCACAGGUAAUGCCUGGAGCAAGGCCCAAAACUGAGUCAAAGUCUAUGCCUGGGGCAAGGCCCAAAACUGAAUCCCAGGCAAUGGCUGGGGCAAGGCCCAAAACUGAGUCCCAGGCAAUGGCUGGGUCAAGGCCUAAAACUGAGUCCCAGGGAAUGGCUGGGACAAGGGCCAAAAUUGAGUCCCAGUCAGUGGUUGGGGCAAGGCCCAAAGCUGAAGCCAGGACAGUAGGGGGAGGACGUCCUAAGACCGAGGCCAAGGCAAUCCCUGGGGUGAGGCCCAAAGAUGAAGCCCAAGCUUGGCCCCAGACUGAGUUUGGGGCGGAGGCAAUGUCGCAAACAGAGGGGUUGGCCCAGACCAGUGCUGUAGCCUGGCCACUCGUCAGUACUGAGUCUGGGCCUGUUGCUAAACCUAUGGCCCUAUCUGUGGAUAGGGAACUGGUCAGUGUGGACACUGAGACGUUUCCUGGCUCCCAGGUUCAGACAGGAAUUCAACCCUGGUUUGGAUCAGGGGAGGAAGUUAAUAUGGGGUCUUGGUGCUAUCCUAGGCACCGGGCCAGAGAGGAAGCCUCUAACGAGUCUGGAUUCUGGUCAGCAGAUGAGACCUCUACAAUGUCCUCUUUCUGGGCUGGAGAAGAGGCCAGUAUCAGAUCGUGGCCCAGGGAAGAGGCCAAUACCAGAUCCAGGCAUAGGGCUAAACAUCAGCCUAACCCCAGGUCCAGGCCCAGAUCCAAGCAAGAUCCCUAUGUUGAUUCUUGGUCUGGGUCUGAGGAGGAGUCUGGCAACCCAUUUUGCUUGUGGGCUGGAGAAAAUACCAAUAACUUGUUCAAGCCCAGAGUCCGGGAUGAGGAAACUAUGAGGUCCAAGCUUAGGACAAAGAGAGAGGACUUUUUUGAGUCUGAGUCUGAAGAUGAGUACUCUAAGGAGUCCUGGUUUUUGCCUGGAGAAGAGGCCAAUGGUAGAUUCAGGACCAGAGACCAGGAAGAGCUUAAUACUGUCUUGAAGCCCAAGGGCCAGAAAGAUGUUAAUAACAGUGGUAGGGUCAAACAAGAGCCCAGGUUUGAAGAGGAAGUCAUUAUUGGGUCCUGGUUCUGGGCAGAAAAAGAGGCCAGUAUGGAGGCUGGGGCUUUGGCCAUCUGUGAAUCUACACCAGGGUCUGAGGAGGGGGCCAUUGGUGGAUCCUUGCUUUGGACUGAGGAAAAGUCCAAUUUGGGGGCUGUGGCCAGAGAAGAGGCCAGGCCAGAGUCUGAAGAAGAGGCCAUAUUUGGGUCCUGGUUCUGGGAUAGGGAUGAGGCCUGCUUUGAUCUAAAUCCCAGUCCUGUGUAUAAGGCUAGUUCCAGGUUCAGAGAUUCAGCUGAAGAGGAACUUAAAGCAUCAUCCAGGCCCCAAACCUGGGAAGAGGUCACUGUUGAAUUCAAACCUGGUCCUUGUCAUGGGGUUGGCUUCCCAUCCCCAAGCUCCUUUAGAAUUCCUGAAGAAGCAGCAUCUGUAUUCUCUGACAUGUUUGAGGGAAAGCCCAAGAAUUUGGAAUUUACCCCAGAAGGGGAAGGGCGGGAAUCUUUGCUUCAGUCUGAUCAGCCUGAACCUGAGUUCCCAUUUCAUUAUGAUCCAUCCUACAGGUCAGUCAGGGAAAUCCGGGAGCAUCUUAAGGCCAGGGAGAGUGUAGCACCUGAGAGUUGGUCCUGCAGCUGCAUACAAUGUGAGCUUAAAAUUGGUACUGGAGAAUUUGAAGAACUCCUUCUAUUAAUGGACAAAAUCCGAGAUCCUUUUAUUCAUGAAAUAUCUAAAAUUGCAAUGGGCAUGAGAAGUGCUUCUCAGUUUACCCGAGAUUUCAUUCGGGAUUCAGGUGUUGUCUCACUUAUUGAAACCUUGCUCAAUUAUCCCUCCUCCCGAGUUAGGACAAGUUUUUUGGAAAAUAUGAUUCACAUGGCUCCACCUUACCCAAAUCUAAACAUGAUUGAGACAUUCAUAUGUCAAGUGUGUGAAGAAACCCUUGCUCAUAGUGUGAGUUCUCCUGAGCAGCUGCUUGGAUUAAGGAUGCUUAGACACCUCACUACAACUACUGACUAUCACACACUGGUUGCCAAUUAUAUGUCUGGGUUUUUCUCUUUAUUAACCACAGGCAAUGCAAGAACAAAGUUUCAUGUUCUAAAAAUGCUAUUGAAUUUGUCCGAAAAUCCUGUUGUGGCAAAAAAACUAUUCAGUGCCAAAGCUCUAUCAAUAUUUGUGGGUCUCUUUAACAUAGAAGAGACAAAUGAUAAUAUUCAAAUUGUUAUUAAGAUGUUUCAGAAUAUCAGUAAUAUUAUAAAAAAUGGAACUAUGUCUUUAAUUGAUGAUGAUUUCAAUCUUGAGCCACUUAUUUCUGCAUUCCAUGAAUUUGAGAAGUUAGCUAAGGAACUACAAGUCCAAAUAGACGAUCAAAAUGAUCCUGAGAUGGGACGACAAAGCUAGUGCGAAUAAUCACCUGCCUUGAUCAGCCUUAUGUUCCCAAAGAGCCCUGAGUAGUGCUUUGGUUUUCACAGUCUGGUUUUAUGUUGUAACUUAUAUUUUAAUGCUGAUGUUAACUUUGUCCAAUCCUUGGUUUGAGCUGGAUCAUUUUGUGGAUGCCAAAUGAAUAUUAGAGCUGAAAACAUAUUUGUUGAUAUUUGUCUUGCUGUCCAGAUUGCAAUAUUUUUUUUGGUAUUGAGCUUCCAGUGAACUGAGUCGCCUAUGUAAGCUACCCUGCUAUUUGUUGUUUAAACAUAUGGUUCUCUAUUCAAGUCUGUGUUUUCAAUAAAGGUCUAUGUGAAAAUUG